GGCAUGUUGAUGAAAGGGAAACUGAUACCCAUUGGUGGAUGGUGGAGUAUAAAAAGACGUCAUUUCCUGUUCUGGGUCCUUUUUUCGAUUCCGUGUGGUACUGAUCUCCAUACGGCGUUGUCUCGUGCUCUCCCGUUUCACUCGUUACGCAGGGAAAGUGGUCGCGAUGUCCGGAGGUCUGGAUGUGCUACAGAUGAGGGAGGAGGAUGUGCUCAAGUUCCUUGCAGCAGCAACACAUCUGGGAGGGACCAACUUGGACUUCCAGAUGGAGCACUACGUGUACAAGAGGAAGAGCGAUGGUGUGUACAUCAUCAACCUGAAGAAGACAUGGGAGAAGCUGCUCCUGGCUGCCCGUGCCAUUGUUGCCAUUGAGAACCCCGCUGACGUCUGCGUCAUCUCCUCCAGGAACACUGGGCAGAGAGCUGUGCUGAAGUUCGCCUCAGCCACUGGCGCCACCACCUUCGCCGGUCGCUUCACCCCUGGGACCUUCACCAAUCAGAUCCAGGCUGCCUUCAGGGAGCCCCGCCUCCUGAUCGUCACCGACCCCCGGGCCGAUCACCAGCCCCUGACCGAGGCCUCCUACGUCAACAUCCCCACCAUCGCCCUGUGCAACACCGACUCUCCCCUGAGAUACGUGGACAUCGCCAUCCCCUGCAACAACAAGGGUCAUCACUCUGUGGGUCUGAUGUGGUGGAUGCUGGCCAGGGAGGUUCUGAGGAUGAGAGGCACCAUCUCCAGGGAGCACCCCUGGGAGGUCAUGCCUGAUCUGUACUUCUACAGAGACCCAGAUGAGAUCGAGAAGGAGGAGCAGGCCGCGGCUGAGAAGGCCGUGGGAAAGGAGGAGUUCCAGGGGGAGUGGACCGCUCCCGUGGCAGACUUUGCGCAGCCCGAGGUGGCUGACUGGUCUGAGGGUGUGCAGGUGCCAUCUGUCCCCAUCCAGCAGUUCCCCGCAGCUGCUCCCCCUCCCAAGGCCCCUACUCCAGCUGCCGCUGAAGUGUUUGCAGAGGACUGGAGUGCGCAGCCUGCCACAGAGGAUUGGGCAGCUGCUCCCACCGCCCAGGCUUCCGAAUGGGGUGGCACAACUUCCGAUUGGUCUUAAGCGAAUCUUGUGAAAACCACAAAAGCUGUUUUGACUUGCUCAAUAAAAAUGGCAGUUUGUUUAAAAA
This is a messenger RNA of Conger conger (European conger), 1166 nucleotides long. It is a transcript of the gene rpsa, whose product is annotated as ribosomal protein SA. Gene Ontology annotation, cellular component: ribosome; cytosolic small ribosomal subunit; 90S preribosome. The coding region runs from base 167 to 1099 and encodes 310 amino acids. The record is from RefSeq and is a predicted model, not a curated record. The transcript has 8 exons. NCBI's taxonomy places the organism in Eukaryota, Metazoa, Chordata, Actinopteri, Anguilliformes, Congridae. Gene Ontology annotation, molecular function: laminin receptor activity; structural constituent of ribosome. Gene Ontology annotation, biological process: ribosomal small subunit assembly; cytoplasmic translation.